AUGUCUGAAGACCGAUUAAAUGGUUUAACUAUGAUGGCUGUACAUAAAUCAAUUGCAAUUAAUCCUGAUGAUGUGAUUGACGAGUUGGCUAAACAGCCAAGAAAAUUAGAAAUUCUUUUAUAA
This is a messenger RNA of Macrosiphum euphorbiae (potato aphid), 123 nucleotides long. Lineage: Eukaryota; Metazoa; Arthropoda; Insecta; Hemiptera; Aphididae. The record is from the annotation of a GenBank genome assembly.